Messenger RNA from Adineta ricciae, 1251 nucleotides. NCBI's taxonomy places the organism in Eukaryota, Metazoa, Rotifera, Eurotatoria, Adinetida, Adinetidae. The record is from the annotation of a GenBank genome assembly.
AUGAUUCAGUUGAGCACCAGUAGCAAUCGCAGGUUAGCGAAUCCAAAGGAUGAGCGUUACUUGUGUUUACUUUUAAUUCCUAUUACUAUUUUCAUAAUUAUCAUCAUUCUUAUAACAACAAGAUAUACAGUUAGUGAAGAAUUAUUGUUAUUAAAUACAACAAACGAAACAAAACCAAUUUCCUGUAACAUAACAUAUUUACCACAAAAAACUUUAUUUACUAUCAAAAGGGCAAGUUUUUUGACAACUAGUGAUGUUAAUUGCGACAAUAAAACUGAUAUAAUUCUCUCUUACGGUGAAGAAAAUAGAAUCCGUAUUUUUCUUAAUAUCGGUCAUGGUCAAUUUAAUCCUUCACCAAUUAUAUAUCAAAGUAGUUUUGGACCAAAAAGUAUAACAAUGGGUGAUGUUAAUAAUGAUCAGCGACCUGACAUGAUUGUUUUAAAUAUGUCUCAUGGUUAUAUAACUGUGUUUCUUAGUACAAAUAAUUGUACAUUUGCUAAUCAAAGAGCAUAUUCAACUUUUGACGAUGCAACAUCUAUUUUCAUCGGUGAUAUAAAUCUUGAUCAUAAUCUUGAUAUUAUUGUUUUAAGUAAGGAGACAUACAAUUUUGGUAUUUUUUUAAAUAAAGGUAAUGGUGGUUUUGCGCGUCAAAUGGUUUACUCAAAAUGUUUUUGUCAACCAGAAUAUAUGCGAAUUAUGGAUAUAGAUAAUGACUCUAAACUGGAUAUAAUUCAAUUUUGUGGAUAUGCUAAUGAGGUGUUUUUAAAUAAAGAUGGGAAUAAAUUCAUUAGUUUGGGAUACCAUACUUUAUCUACUCACAGACAUGAAGAUAAGAUGACAAUGAUCGAUUGGAAUGAAGAUGGACAACUUGAUUUUAUUAUACCAUUUGUAUUUAAAAAUAAUCAUGUAAUUUUCUUUGUAAUUUAUAAUACAGGUAACAAUACUUUUAUUUCAAAUGGAACACAGCUCUCGACAAUCCGUUCAAAUGGCUAUUAUCCUGCUACGAUUGCUAUUGAUUUGAAUCUUGACAAGAAAAUUGAUGUUAUUUCUCUAACCGAUGUCGGAGAUAACCUUACAAUUUUCUUCAAUGAUGGAAAUGAUAUAUUCACUAAUCGAUUAACAUAUGCAACCAGUAGAUUCUCAAAUCAAGUUGUGGUAAUCGAUUUAAAUGACGACUAUAUACCAGAUAUUCUUGUUAAAAGCGGUGAGAAUUGUACUGUGCAUAUCCUAUUAGGUUAUUGCAAUAGAUGA